Molecule: messenger RNA, 855 nt
Organism: Microthlaspi erraticum
Lineage: Eukaryota; Viridiplantae; Streptophyta; Magnoliopsida; Brassicales; Brassicaceae
Source: the annotation of a GenBank genome assembly
AUGAUUGGAGCUCGCGUCUUUUGUAUCACGACAUCACUACAAAGAUCAUCAUCUAUCUUCUUCCUCCCCAAGAUCCCGACCCGACCCGUUUCCAGAAUAUCAUCACCCGCAAUUAGAUCCAUCAUCACCAUGAGCAGCAGCACCACCACCACCACCGGCAGCAAAAACCAAGAGGAACUCGAUUCCAUUUUCAAGCAGAAAAAGGUCGUGCGUUCCACUGUCCGCAAAUCCCUCAAAGCCAUGGACCCUUCCCUCCGAAUCCAGCAAGAUGACGCCAUUCAAAACACUGUUCUUGAAGCUCCUUGGUUCAAAUCAUGUCGGGGUUUGUGUGCUUACAUUAGCUGCAAGUCUCUCAAUGAAGUCGACACUUCUAAGAUCCUAUCUCAAAUUCUGCAACACCCUGAUCCAAAUACACAGAAGAAGCUAUAUGUCCCUCGUGUGGAGGAUAAGAACAGUAACAUGCGUAUGCUUCACAUAUCUCAUAUGGAUGACCUCAUUGCAAACUCGAUGAACAUUUUGGAGCCAGCUUCAGUUGAUUCCCUAGGAAAUGAGCGUGAAGAUGUGAUGCAAGCAGAUGAACCCAUCGAUCUAUUAAUCUUGCCAGGGCUUGCGUUUGACAGAUGUGGAAGACGUUUAGGUCGUGGGGGUGGCUACUACGACACUUUCUUGAAGAGAUACCAGGACCGUGCAAAGGAGAAGGAUUGGAGUCAUCCACUUAUGGUUGCAUUGUCGUACUCGCCUCAGAUUCUUGAGGACGGAAGUAUUCCAUUAACACCGAAUGAUGUUCUGAUCGAUGCCCUUGUGACACCUUCUGGUGUGGUUCCCAUUAGCCCUCGUGCUAUAGAGAGAAUGUGA